AUGGCAGCCUCAAAGCCAGCCUCUGUGGGGCCGUUGGUGGGAGCGGUGGUCCAGGGCACCAACUCCACUCGCUUUCUGGUUUUCAACUCAAAAACAGCAGAACUACUUUGUCAUCAUCAAGUCGAAUUAACACAAGAGUUUCCAAAAGAAGGAUGGGUGGAACAAGACGCCAAGGAAAUUCUUCAAUCUGUCUAUGAAUGUAUAGAGAGAACCUGUGAGAAACUUACUGAAAUGAAUAUUGAUAUUUCCAACAUCAAAGCUAUUGGUGUCAGCAACCAGAGGGAAACCACCGUGGUCUGGGACAAGUUCACAGGGGACCCUCUCUACAAUGCCAUGGUGUGGCUUGAUCUCAGAACCCAAUCUACCGUGGAGGUUCUCAGUAGGAAAAUCCCGGGAAAUAGUAACUUUGUAAAGUCUAAGACUGGCCUUCCCCUCAGCACCUACUUCAGUGCAGUGAAACUGCGAUGGAUGCUUGACAACUUAAGAACCGUUCAAAGGGCCGUUGAAGAAGGCAGGGCUCUUUUCGGGACCAUCGAUUCCUGGCUUAUCUGGAGUAUGACAGGAGGCAUCAAUGGAGGUGUCCACUGUACGGACGUAACAAAUGCUAGCAGAACAAUGCUCUUCAACAUCCACUCUUUGGAAUGGGAUAAAGAGCUCUGCGACUUUUUUGAAAUUCCAAUGAACAUUCUUCCAAACGUGUGCAGCUCUUCUGAGAUCUAUGGUCUCCUGAAAGCAGGGACCCUGGAAGGUGUGCCGAUAUCUGGGUGUUUGGGAGACCAGUCUGCUGCAUUGGUAGGACAGAUGUGCUUCCAGGAAGGUCAAGCCAAAAACACAUAUGGAACAGGUUGUUUCUUACUAUGUAAUACAGGCCAUAAACGUGUAUUUUCUGAGCAUGGUCUUCUGACCACAGUGGCUUACAAACUAGGCAAAAACAAGCCGGCAUGUUAUGCAUUAGAAGGUUCCGUCGCUAUAGCGGGUGCUGUUAUUUGCUGGCUUAGAGACAAUUUUGAAAUUAUAUCAAAGUCAGAUGAAAUCGAAACACUUGCUAAAGAAGUGGGUACUUCUUAUGGCUGUUACUUUGUCCCAGCCUUUUCAGGGUUAUAUGCACCUUAUUGGGAACCCAGCGCAAGAGGAAUUAUCUGUGGUCUCACUCAGUUCACCAAUAAAUGUCAUAUUGCCUUUGCUGCAUUAGAAGCUGUUUGUUUCCAAACCCGGGAGAUUCUGGAUGCCAUGAACCGUGACUGUGGGAUUCCACUCAGUCAUUUGCAGGUAGAUGGAGAAAUGACCAACAGCAAAAUUCUUAUGCAACUACAGGCAGAUAUCCUGCAUAUUCCAGUAGUGAAGUCUGUAAUGCCUGAAACAACAGCACUAGGAGUUGCCAUGGCAGCUGGGGCUGCAGAAGAAAUAGAGGUUUGGAGUCUUGAUCUUGAUGAUUUGUCAGCUACCUUAACCGAGCGGUAUGAACCACAAAUCCAAGCCACAGAAAGUGAAAUCCGUUAUUCAACAUGGAAGAAAGCAGUGAUGAAGUCAAUGGGUUGGGUGACUUCCCAGGUUCCUGAAAGAAAGGACAGUGCUGUCUUCUCCUGUCUGCCCUUGGGCUUUUUUAUAGUGGGUAGCAUGACAUUAUUAAUUGGAGCAAGAUAUGUCUCAAGUCUACAAGAGUAG
Messenger RNA from Nannospalax galili (Upper Galilee mountains blind mole rat), 1665 nucleotides. It is a transcript of the gene Gk2, whose product is annotated as glycerol kinase 2. Gene Ontology annotation, cellular component: mitochondrion. Bases 1 to 1665 code for a protein of 554 amino acids. The transcript has a single exon. The record is from RefSeq and is a predicted model, not a curated record. Gene Ontology annotation, biological process: triglyceride metabolic process; glycerol-3-phosphate biosynthetic process; glycerol metabolic process. Gene Ontology annotation, molecular function: glycerol kinase activity. Lineage: Eukaryota; Metazoa; Chordata; Mammalia; Rodentia; Spalacidae.